This is a messenger RNA of Zophobas morio, 1812 nucleotides long. RefSeq names its product probable ATP-dependent RNA helicase DDX41. The coding region runs from base 1 to 1800 and encodes 599 amino acids. Lineage: Eukaryota; Metazoa; Arthropoda; Insecta; Coleoptera; Tenebrionidae. Gene Ontology annotation, molecular function: ATP binding; RNA helicase activity; RNA binding. Gene Ontology annotation, biological process: mRNA splicing, via spliceosome. The record is from RefSeq and is a predicted model, not a curated record. Gene Ontology annotation, cellular component: spliceosomal complex. The transcript has 14 exons.
AUGGGAGACACUAAUUCUGUAGCUUAUGUGCCGUACAUCCCCCCUUCGCAGCGCAAAAAGUUAAAAUUAGAGAGACUUACUUCAAAACGAGAAGCAGCUGGAUUAUCUAUCUCAACUCUUAACUCUAAUAAAUUACAUAAGAAGGAAUCUAAAGAUUUUGAAGAAGAACCCAAAAUUGGGCCACAAGCGAAACUUAGUCUUUUGGAUCAAACAUGUGAGCUAAGAAAGAAAGCAGCUGAAUUUCACGAAAAUGAAAUCCAGAAGCUUGCAAAAAUAGAGGCUGACUUAUUAAAAAAUGUUACCGCUAAGAAAGCCUUAAUGUCUGCGCAGGAUAUUGCAAAGGGAGUUAAAUAUGAGUCGAGCAUAAAAACAAGUUGGACUCCUCCUAAGUAUCUUGCUAGAAUGUCUAAAGAAAAGUGCGAUAAGCUCCGAAAGCGAUGGCACAUUGAAGCUGAAGGUGAGGAUAUACCGCCUCCUAUAAAAACUUUUGUGGAAAUGAAGUUUCCAAAGCCCAUCUUGAGAGCUCUAAAGAAAAGAGGCAUUAAGAGACCCACACCGAUCCAGAUGCAAGGCCUUCCUGUCGCUCUGAGCGGAAGGGACUUGAUAGGAAUCGCUUUUACGGGCUCCGGUAAAACAAUGGUUUUCUGUUUGCCGAUGGUCAUGCUAACUCUGGAGCAAGAGAAAAGGAUGCCUUUUAUAGGCAGCGAGGGUCCUUACUGUCUGGCCUUGGCACCGUCCCGCGAAUUAGCGAGGCAAACGUAUGAGAUUGUCAGCGGCUUUACCAGCAUAUUGCAUCGCAAGGAUUUUCCUCUGAUCCGAACGUCCCUCUGCAUGGGCGGAGUUUCAUUGAGAGACGCUACUGAGAAUCUAAAGCGAGGGCUUCAUAUUUGCAUUGGAACCACUGGAAGAGUCAUGGAUAUGCUCGACAAGAAGGUCAUGAAUCUUGAUAUCUGCCGGCUGCUAGUCCUUGACGAGGCCGACAGAAUGAUCGACGUCGGUUUCGAGGAUGACAUGCGCACAAUAUUUUCUUAUUUCCAGUAUCAGCGGCAGAUGCUUUUGUUCAGUGCGACGAUGCCUCAGAAAGUUAAAGACUUUGCCGCUACUGCUCUCGUGCGGCCGGUGAUUGUGAAUGUUGGCCGCGCAGGGGCAGCCAACUUGGACGUCCUGCAGGAAGUCGAGUAUGUGAAGCAGGAAGCAAAGAUUGUUUACUUGCUGGAAUGCCUUCGCAAAACGGCCCCGCCAGUUUUGAUUUUCGCGGAGAACAAGUCUGACGUUGAUGAUAUUCACGAAUAUUUAUUGCUUAAAAAUGUUGCUGCUGUCGCUAUUCAUGGUGGGAAGACCCAAGAGGAGCGCGAUUACGCCAUAAAGUCUUUUAGAGAAGGGAAGCAAGACGUCAUGGUGGCUACAGACGUUGCAGGAAAAGGUUUGGACUUUCCGAACAUUCAACACGUUAUCAACUUCGACAUGCCAGAAGAAAUAGAAAACUAUGUCCAUCGGAUCGGCCGCACAGGAAGAAGCGGAAGGACCGGCCUGGCCACUACGUUCGUUAAUAAUAACGUGGACGAAUCGGUUCUUUUAGAUUUGAAGCACCUUUUAACGGAAGCAAAGCAAAAAGUUCCCGAUUUCCUGCUAAAAAUUGUUAGCGACCUUGACAAGCACGAGGUGAUUGGAGGCGUGCGUGGUUGCGCGUACUGUGGAGGACUCGGGCACAGAAUCACUAAUUGCCCCAAACUGGAGGGUGACCAAUCAAAGAAACUCUUAUCCAAAAAGGACUUUCUUGCGGGCAGGGAUGAUUAUUAGUAUCAAUAAAGA